This is a messenger RNA of Apaloderma vittatum (bar-tailed trogon), 977 nucleotides long. RefSeq names its product neogenin 1 (gene NEO1). The transcript has 7 exons. Gene Ontology annotation, biological process: cell-cell adhesion. The annotation marks the transcript as partial. The record is from RefSeq and is a predicted model, not a curated record. NCBI's taxonomy places the organism in Eukaryota, Metazoa, Chordata, Aves, Trogoniformes, Trogonidae.
AUGUCAUCGUCUUUGGGACUUGCAGCACGAUGCAUUCAGAAUUUACAGGGCGCAGGCUGCGAGUCAAAUGGAGGAACAAAAAAUCCAACAGAACUUGCUUUUGAAGCAUGGCUGGUUGUAGGUUUGAGUGUAGGCUUAAGGCAGAUGAAAUCCUUGCGAGAAAAUAGUAAAGUCUUUGCAGGUGGUCGUAACGUACUUCGACAUUUCAUUAUCGACCUUACUGUGAAAGGAUCCCUUGUAAGAACCUUCACUCCUUUUUACUUUCUGGUGGAGCCAGUGGACAUUCUGUCAGUUCGCGGAGCUUCCGUUAUAAUGAACUGUUCAGCUUAUUGUGAAACUUCUCCAAAAAUCGAAUGGAAAAAAGAUGGGACUUUUCUGAGCUUGGUGUCAGAUGACCGUCGCCAGUUGCUACCAGAUGGAUCUUUAUUAAUAAACAGUGUGGUGCAUUCCAAGCAUAAUAAACCCGAUGAAGGAUAUUAUCAAUGUGUGGCGACUGUAGAAAGCCUGGGGACCAUUGUCAGCAGAACAGCAAAGCUCACGGUGGCAGGCCUUCCCAGGUUCACCAGCCAGCCAGAGUCAUCUUCUGCCUAUAAAGGAAACAGUGCGGUCCUUAACUGUGAAGUCAAUGUGGACCUCACACCGUUUGUGAGGUGGGAGCAGGACCGCCAGCCCGUCUUUCUGGAUGAUCGUGUGUUUAAAUUACCAAGUGGAGCUCUGAUUAUCAGCAACGCUACUGAUUCGGAUGGAGGACUCUAUCGCUGCGUCAUUGAAAGCGGUGGGACCCCCAAAUACAGUGAAGAGGCAGAACUCAAAAUUCUUCCAGAUCCCGAGGUGCCACAGAACGUGAUGUUUGCAAGGCAGCCCUCUUCACUUACCAAAGUUACUGGGCAAAGUGCGGUUCUUCCAUGUGUUGCUGUAGGAUUUCCAGCUCCAUAUAUCAGGUGGACACGAAAUGAAGAAGAACUUAACACGGAAGG